AGCCAACCUCUCCUCCAUCCCCAUCCUAUCCCAUCCGUCCAUCCAUCCAUUCAUCUUCUUUUACCAUCUACUUCUUCAUUCUCGCAUCUCUGAUCCGUGUUCUCAUUGCUCUCUUCCUCCCAUUUGCCGCUGUUUCUUCUCUCCUCUCUUAUCCUUUACACUCUUCCUUUUCUCCCGUAACAGAUCGCUGGCCGAUCUCCGUGUGCUCUUUCCUCACAAUUCCGCUUUAGGACAGAGAACGCCCUUCAUGUUGUCGUCAGCGCCACAGCAAAUAUCGAGAUCAAACUACCAGUGCCUCCGGGCCAAAUAGAUCUUCAGAGCCAAUUUUUAUAUCAGUGCAUUCGCCGGACUCGUCUACAUCGAGCGUCCCUACUUCUUCCGAAUCUUAGGCAUCAUCACAGCUGACCGCCAUGUGGCUGUACAGAGGGGCUCAGUCGGCCGUCUUUUACUAUGCCACCUGUACGCCCUGUGCUAUGUCCUUUGACCGUCGCAAGCGAAAGAAGGAAGCCGUUCGAUCGCAACGAGAGAAGGAGAAGGUUGACGCCGUCAUCACCGACCAACCAAAACCAUUUGCUCAGCCAACACCGUUCAGUACCAACCCAGGAUGGGCGGAAGAGAUUGCACUAGGUCCGGGCCCUCCUGCAAGAAGAGGAGGUCAUCGGAACAAUCAUCGACGGACCGACAGUUGGAAUACUGAUCCGUUGUCACCAAUGGAGUCCAGCCACAACGUGGGGGAGGCAUCACUGAGAAAGGAUAAGAGCAGUCUUAAGCAUCCGCUUGGCGACCGGUGGAACCGUAUGCACUAUCAGCGCGAGGAUGAACCUCUGUGGGGGGAGGAAGUGGAGGUGAAGGGCUCCUCGGUUGGAAUCUCCGGCCGGGGCAAAGCGAACAGCACCGAACCCAGCAAGUACUACGUCGCCCGGGUACCCCCGGUCAACGAUCUUCAUCCACCGAUUGUAAGCGGACCCAAGAGCCGGGCGGAAACAAGAUGGAUGUUGCAACCGCCUCCCAGUGCCAGAGUCAUGGCCGGAAAGGAACCGUUCAGCGCUUCAACCCGCAGGAAUGACUGCGGGGCACUACCUAAAGACAAUCAUCCUAACAAGGCAGGGUCGACAGUCGCUCAGCGGAAUAGACAGCUGCCGCCCUUGGCUACUCAAAGUACGGAUCAAAGACCGUCGAACAAAUCCACGCCUAUUCUGGCUUCGCCCUACGAACACUCCGCCCAGAAAGCACCAAAGCCCGAAAGCAACAGUCAGCGUGAGCUUCCUCGGCAGCUGUCGUCCACUAUGCUGCCAUACGGACGUGACGAGAGCACGUUUGUCAUCUCGGUACCUAGGCAUUCACGUUGCGAUUCACCCUCUACCAUAUCUUCUCCGGACUGCUCAGACGCGGAGACUCCCAGUAUCUCAUGGCAGUAUCCUGAAACCCCGACGUCACGGCCAGUAUCAAAAUCAACGGACGACAAUACUAAACAUGCCCGUCCGAAAGUAUCAAAGACACUAUCCACGUUUCACCAGGACAACAAACAGAUUCAACUAUACCAUUUGGAUAUCAACGAUGAUACAGUUGAAGAAAUUAGCCUGGGCCAAUUUGAACCCAUUCGACCUUGGCGUUGGAGCAUGGACAUUUGAGGAUAGAAACCCAGUGGGCCACGCUGUCAACCUCGCAUCUGUUUCUUAACCCUUUUGGCAUCGCACACGUUUCUGGAUGCAUUCAACUGGUUUCUCUAUCUCGGCGUUGGAAGCACAAAAGCGGAUGCUCUCUCAUUCACUUUUUUUUUUCUCUCCCCGUUUAUCAUCCUACAGAGCAGGAAGAAGGGCCUACCAUUAUUCCCGUGUUAUCUCCAUGGCAGGUCCAUGGCAGGCAUCCUGGAUCAUCAGUUCUAGGCCUCCCGUUUAAGUCAUCGUCCCAUUUGCCAACUCUCUCGCAUUCCUGCAUUCGAGUCAUUUUCAUUCUCAACGCAGAUUACCAUUCUCUAGCCGUUUCCUUGACCUGUCCCGUCCUAUUCUUACCCGAGAUUUUCCUUUUGAGCUGUUGGACUUUCUUCGUGUAUAAUAGCUUCCCUAAUACAUACCUUGCGUCAUACCUUCAGCA
Molecule: messenger RNA, 2094 nt
Organism: Aspergillus novofumigatus IBT 16806
Lineage: Eukaryota; Fungi; Ascomycota; Eurotiomycetes; Eurotiales; Aspergillaceae
Exons: 1
Coding region: 411-1631 (406 amino acids)
Source: RefSeq, a predicted model, not a curated record